Aspergillus melleus is the source of this 1834-nucleotide messenger RNA. RefSeq lists its product as uncharacterized. The transcript has 2 exons. Lineage: Eukaryota; Fungi; Ascomycota; Eurotiomycetes; Eurotiales; Aspergillaceae. The record is from RefSeq and is a predicted model, not a curated record. The coding region runs from base 75 to 1274 and encodes 399 amino acids.
UUCUUCCUUUCUAUUCUUCAACUCCCUCCAAACCCUUCUCAAAGGACACAAGGAACGACCUUUCUGCAGCCACAAUGAAUACCAUCCUCAACCCAAAGGCCCUACUGUGUGCAUUUGGCGUCAUUGGGUUUUUAGGCACCCAUGGUCGCACCGGGGCGGACGGGUCCACAGCCCUCAUAUCCAAUGCCCUGGAAAGUCCCAACCCUUAUAAUCUUCCUGGCACCCACUCUGCUCUACAUAAAACCUUUACCGGACUUCCACCGGUUGACUUCAUUAUCAGCAUGCUGGUUCUAUUCUGGUGGGAGACCAUUGACGGUUCCCAUCCAGCCACCUCGGCCAUUGGGCUUUAUUUCCUUGGGCAGCUACUACCGUGCAUUGUCAUCACCUAUUUGAACGCCCUGCGAGGGAAUAAGCCCAGCCUGGUCAAACCCACUCUUUGGCUUACUCUGUUCCAGAUUGGCUCUGUAGGGGCUACUAGCUUCAUCUGGGCUCUUGCGUACACAAUGAGGUCCCCGACUACCCACGCCAUUCUAGAACCGCAGGUCUUGCAAAUCUCUUCUCUUAUUUCCUGCCUGGAUUAUGCUUGGCUCCUUGUUCCUGCAUUGUUGCUUGGAUACGUGCUUCCGGCGUUUCUUAUGGGCCUGCCACCGACACUCGUGAGUAAUACUUUUACUCAGUAUGCACUCGCGGCCUGGAACAUGUAUCCUGCGGUAGUGUCGGUCUUACUUUACCUCCUGCGCACCGUAUUUGCAAGAUUUAUUCGCCGUCCAGCUGCCGAACACGGAGAAAGCACUCUUGUCAAAGCCAAGUCACCAACAAGAGAAGCGGAGACUAGCCACCUCCACGCAGUUCGAGUCACCACCAUCGCAACGCUCGUCCUUAGUUCAACGAUGCACUUGUUUAUCGUUGGCCUCUCAAUAACUACUCUCUUAUUUCCCUCCAUCUUCAAACCCGCUUACGUCAACGAGCUUAGCCCCCGCGCUAUCUUCAUUCCUCCGGUAGCUCCAGGACCACGGGCCUUGACACCAGGAGACGGGGUUCGUGGCUUUCUACUCUGGGACCAGGUCGCGGGUUACUCUACUGUUCUUCUGGUUGUGCUUUUGGAGUUGCGUGGCGCAUUAAAGGCCGCUCAGGGACUCGGUAGCAAAGCACCCACUCCGUCUGCGUGGAUUAUCGGAGCGCUUGGAGUCGGCCUCUCCCUCGUCCUGGGACCGGGAAGCGCAUGCCUGGUGGCCAGUUGGGCCCGUGAUGAGAUUCUCUUUGGAAAUUGGUGAAGCACAUGACUUUCUACGCAGAGCCACCAUACCCGUUCUAUCGGCCUUAUAGUUUGGGAUGUCUACGCAGUUCAUAAAUGGACCAAGUAUCGAGGCGGCGGAAACUUAGACCCGACCCUUUCAGCACAACAACAUCCAUUGGACCGUGUCUCUUGAAUGAUGAACGGUUAUAGGAACUACCCCUGGGUAUAGUUGAGAAUCAUGGUAUAUAAUCCGUUGUGAGUCAAAUUGGUAAACGGAAAAUAAGUCUGUAAAUCGUGCAUAUCAGGGGGAGGUUGACAGAGUGAGCAAUUUUAGGUACUGCUCAGAAAUACAAUCUGGCAUCCCGAGUGCAACCGACCGCGAAGAGAGCCAUAAACAUCCGUCCCUAUGAGCCUACAGUUAUAGUAACUGCCAUAUCAAUCAUAAUACUCGUCCCGUUAAUGCAGGACAAAAACGCAAUUAUAUCAGACAGCUUCUCAUUGUCUAUAGUAUAUUCAAUAAGUAUGAUUGUGGGUAUAGACUACCUUAGUAUACGUUAGUAUAUGCGACCAAGCAAAUCGGAAUCAACGUGUCAUGCC